Messenger RNA from Pipra filicauda (Wire-tailed manakin), 3433 nucleotides. RefSeq lists its product as uncharacterized. The record is from RefSeq and is a predicted model, not a curated record. Lineage: Eukaryota; Metazoa; Chordata; Aves; Passeriformes; Pipridae. The transcript has 2 exons. Bases 51 to 1232 code for a protein of 393 amino acids.
GUCCCUCAGAGUUGGGAGGAUGGUGGCAAGUUGCAGGGCUGAGUCAGGACAUGGGCUGCCAAGGGGCAACUAAUGUUGGAAAGGAUAAAAAGGAGUGUUUCUCCCUAAUCCCAGCAGGAUUAUUUCCCAGGGCGCUAUUUCCCACUUGGGAAUUGCACGUGGAGGCUCCCCCAGUUCAGCUCUCCAAGGAGUGCAGGACAUCUCGCUGCUCUGUGGGUGCAAACAGAGGUUUGUCUGCCCCUGGCUUCUCAAGAAGGACCAUGGAGAAGGACAGGGAUGGGGGUGAUACCUCCAGACUUUUCCCAUGUCACAUCUCCAGGGAUGUGUGCCUUGGGGACUGUGCUGCAGAGCCCUACUGGAUUCUGCAGGAAUUUGUCUCUGCUUGGCAUCUGUGGGACAGAGAGGAUGGGCCAACCCUCAGUGAUGGUCCAGCAUCUCCAGAGAUGAUCCUGCAUCUUCAUGGAUGGUCCAGCAUCUCCAUCACUGCUUUUCACCCUCUUAGGGAAACAGUGGGGAAUGGGAAGGGAGGAGGCUGCAGUCAGCCCUGGAUCUGGGCUCACACAGGAUGCCCGGCACCUUCACCUCUUCCUUCCUAUUCCCUAUCCAUUCCUAGAUUUUCACACAGAUUGUCUGGUCCCAACCACCAGGAAAAACGGCUGAUUUGCAUUCUCAGAGAAUUUGGAGCCUCCCAAGGCUGCGGGUUAGUUGGGCACCUAAGGAAUGAUAAUCUGGUGAGCAGCUCCACCUGCCUGAGGUUGGGGAAGGACGUCUGGCAAAGGGAAACCAGUUUAGGACCAUCCCCGGUCUGCUGGUGUUACUGGGACAGCCAGGGUAAAUGUUCCAGAGGGCUCUUGUCCCCCCUUAAAUUCCAGGACCAUCACUGCAGGUUUGCACAAGCUGAGGAGCCACAGGAGGUUUUAAACAUCAGGAAAAGGGAAGGAAUGGCUGAAGGAAGGAGAAGGGGCUCCUGCCUGUCAGGUCUUUUCCCAUCAUUUCUGCUUGGUCAAGCACGGCUGCAGAGGGAGCUGAUGAAGUGGGAUGUGACAGGUCAUCACGUGGAUCUGCCAAGCUCUGAGAGCUCUCUCGGGUUUUGGAUUGCAAGGGUUGAGCUUUGGGGAAAGAAAACGGCAUUUAAGGGGAAUGCUGGGAGGGCUCAUCUCCACCAAGACCCUUCCUGGAUGGGCUCUUUGCCCUUUGUGUCCUCCCUCCAUCACAGGAGUGAGGGUUACUGAGCCUGCUGGAGCUCCAAACCAGCAGGAAAGUGAGGGGUUUGCAGGAAUUUGAAGUGGAAACAGGUCCUUCCCGGUUCCUGCAGCAUCCAAACAUUGGUGUCCAUCACCAAGAGGCCCUUUUCCCCCUGCCCCAGAGGAGUGGGACCGAGAAAACACUUGUUUGUGGACAAUCCUGGCUCUUCAUCCUGUGGUGAAUGUUUUUUAGAGGGAGAUGUACAGAUUGGAGGUUCAGCACAUGAAACAUGAAAUUCAAUCUCUCAUUGCAACAUCUGAGAGCUGGUGCCGAAUCCAUGGGGUGUUUUGCUCCUAGAUCCCUAAUUUGGUGAUUUUUGGUAGCAAGAAAGUCCCACCCAAUAUUCCCACCUUCACCUUCCUCCCCAGAGCAAGGAGCAGCAGCAGGACCCCGGGUCAUGAGUGGGGCCUGGCAGAUUCCCACUUAAAUCCUCAGCUUUGUAAUUCCAGGCCAGGAAUUCUCCUGGCAGCCUGUGCCAGCCCCUCUGCUGUGGGCAAGUCUCACCUUUGGGGUCAGAUGACCUCAGUUUGGGGUUAGGAAAGUAUGUCAAGACACAGGGAACAGCUUGAAUACUUGUUCCUGUGUAGUUAUAUGAUAUUUGUAUGCAUAUUAAUAUCAUAUUUAAAUUUAUAUUGGUAUGUAGGUGUUUCCAUUCUGGUUUUUUCUCUACCUGAGUGCAGGAAGAGGAAUAUUCAGUCCAUGCACACCCUUUAUCUCCUUCCUAGGAGUGGUGGCACCAACUGAAGCAGCUCCCUUCUCACCUUUCCAAGGCCCAGUAAAUCCUAUUUUAUUAGAGGUGAAAAUAUGGCUCCAGACUCAGUUUUCAUUGGAACUCAUCCCCUCUCCCUCCCAGCAGCCCAGCCCUGCUGCAGCUGAUGUUCUCCUCGAGCAUCUCUGCACCCACAGCUCGAUGGAGGAGCCUCGACCCCCCUCAGAUCCUGCUGUGUGUGUGUUGAAAUGGGUGAUUUUUAAGAGCAGAGAUGGAACUCGAGCCCUCUCUAUCCCUCUUGGUGCAUUCCUAAAUAAAGCACAGGCGCCACUGUCCUCUUCUGGCAGGAGCUGUCAUACCACAGCCACUUGCCAAGACCUGCAGGGCCCUUUUUUGGGGUGAAUUAGCCAUGUUCCCUCCCUCCCCCCUGCAGAGAACGGGAUGUGGGGACCCCGAUUCCUCAGCAGCACGGUCCUGGAUUUGGGGCUGGAUGCAACCAGUGGAUCCUGGAGACUCUGGGUUGUCCCAAAUCCUGGUGAGAUUUAAAUCAAUGUGUUGUGCUGUAAAAAUCCUCCUGGAUGAAGCUGCUGUAUUUCCAUCCCCCAGACAGGGGCACUGUUGGAUUUAAUGCCUGGUAUUUUGAUCUUUUUUUGAGCUAUUUUGAUCUUUUUUUGUGGUUUACUGUCCACUAAAGCUUCUCCAGAAGGGGCACACUUUCCCUGCAAGGUGAAUUUAAGAUUACUGACUGUAACUUUAAUUUUCUUGGUCAUUUUUUCAGUCACCCGUGGCCGACAAGACCCAGUAACCAAAGAGCAGACAGAGACUGCUGCUUUGGAGACACCAGCAAGCUCUUCUGGCUGUUCCAAGGCUUCAGCUGCUGCAGGAGCAUGAUUUGGAGGCUCAGCUGAAGGAACCUGAACAGGCAGAGCUGCUCCCUCAGGCUGUGGAUGGAAAGAGGAGUGAAGGGAACAAACCUGCACCUCCCUCACCCCGUGUGAGGGAUGUUUUGGCAGCUCAACCCUCUCGUGCCUCAGUUUCCCCACCUAUAAUCUCACUUUGGAAAGGGUUCUGAGACGAUGAAGUGAUGCUGUGCUUGGCCUUGUGGCUCCAUAAAGCAGGAAUGUCCACUUGGGAUGGAUGUUGGCUCAUCCUUGUCUCCUGCACCUCCCAGGAGGAGCUUCCCCUCCCCUGAGCCUGGUUACAGCCACCCCCUUGCCUCCCUCCUGGCUGUCCCCAGCAUGUGCAGAGAGAAGAAAGGACCUAAUUUCCCACUUUCCUCCCCCUCCUCCAUAUUUCCUUGGUUUCCAGGGGCUCCGAAGGGGAAGAAUUUCAUUAUGACCUUGCUUCAGCCUUUUAUUUUCCUUCUGUAUGGUUUUGCUUCCCCCAUUAUCUGAAGAGAAACCAUCUCCCUCUCCUUUCCUUCAGCCCAGAGAACCUGUGGAUGCCUCAUUCCUGGAAGAGUCCAAGGCCAGGUUGCUU